UUCAUCAUUAUUGUUUUCGCACCGCUUUGAGUCACAUCGCUUCAUAGGUACGACGUAGAAUAUUUUCUUCUAUAAAAACUUGUCCCCGGUGCUAGGAAGCUGAUCAAUCAGAUGUUUUCCAUCCAGCGAAACGCCACUCGUCUCUAUCCAAGUGGAAUUAGAAUCGCAAAAAUGAGCCAGGUUGGAGAUUUGGGAGCCGGUGCCGGCAAGGGAGGUGGCGGUGGUGGAUCCAUCCGGGAGGCCGGCGGUGCCUUCGGCAAGAUGGAGGCGGCCCACGAGGAGGAAUACUUUUACAAGCAGCAGCGGGAGCAGCUGGCAAAGUUGCAGAAAUCAAAGACUGAAACUGGGGAGGGAAGCAAAGCAGCUCAGGUGGGCGGAGGUGCCAAGAAGUGAAUCUCAAUAAAGAAAGUGGUGGGAAUGUAAAA
Messenger RNA from Culex pipiens pallens (northern house mosquito), 425 nucleotides. Its product is annotated as ATPase inhibitor mai-2, mitochondrial-like. Gene Ontology annotation, cellular component: mitochondrion. The record is from RefSeq and is a predicted model, not a curated record. The transcript is spliced from 2 exons. Bases 112 to 393 code for a protein of 93 amino acids. Gene Ontology annotation, molecular function: ATPase inhibitor activity. Gene Ontology annotation, biological process: negative regulation of ATP-dependent activity. NCBI's taxonomy places the organism in Eukaryota, Metazoa, Arthropoda, Insecta, Diptera, Culicidae.